ACUCUGAAUUUUCAGAACCACUGUUCAGUUGUUGUUUCUUGGUAUACAUCUACAACCCCAAUAAGAAGAACUGGUGAUUUAUUGCUACAUGGCACGGAAGUCAGUCGGACGCAAAUCUCUAUUCAGUUUAUAAAUGUUUGAAAUUAUAUUAAUUUGAGCAUUAUUUUUGGCGGGAGCAAAGUCUGUGUCGUUACACUUCACUUUAUUAGACAGGGGAUGUAGUGUACUGCUGAACACUAUUAAUAAAAAGUAAUCACUCGAGCUAUUGUUGACGCCCUUUUAAUUUUGGUUUAAUUGCGUAAGAUACGAAGUUUCAUCAUACUGUGAAAGCCAUGACGUCCAACUACGUUCAUGGUGGUGCAGGAAUCCAGAACAGUAUGCUUUCGUACACUUUGAAAAAUCUGUCACUCGGGUCCAAUCAACUUACUCAGAUGAAUGAUCCAACUAACUCGAUGUGUAUGACUCCACCGGCUACACAAAUGAAUUUUCUUCGUCCUAUUCCUGGUGCAUCUAGUGAGACUGUCUUCCCAAGCACACAUCGUCCAGCUUCUGGCCGCACGUUGGGGAUAGCGGAUUUCCUUUCGCUGAAUACCACUUCCACUAACAGACCCUCUGUGUUGUCUACUGUAUCUAUUUCGAAAGCAUCACCCGCCCCACAAAAUGGACAGUCGACGAGAGCUCCUGAAAGGGUGGCUUUAACAUCAAAAGCGGUAGUCCCGGGAAACCAUGGAUUUGCCAGCAUGUUCCGUCCCCGAGGUCCUGGUGUUUCUUCUUCCCGUGUCCUUUCCAACUUACCAGAUAGCCGGCAGAUCCCCUCAAACUCUGAGAUUUGUUCAUCCUUCUUCUCUAAUCGAUUCGGCGGCACAGCCAACGACAGUCUUACAACGGAUAGAAUAAAUCAUCCAACCGUCACUCACUCUAACUCACCUACAUCUGCAUUUGACAAUAUGUUGACCUCUCCACAUUCGUUUGAAAAUUUUCUACCACCGAAUUUAAGACAGCUAACACAGUCUGGACAAUCUCAUAUACAAAAUUCAUCAGGUUCCUCACUAAACUCCUGUCAAUCUGACGCUCCAUUGCCUCCCGAAAUGCGACCUGACACUCACCUCACCCCUUUCAGUGACUCCCAGUGUGUUCUUCCCAUUACUGCCUCUCAAUUCUAUUCCAGUCAUCAUUUUGAAAAUACUAAAAAACUCCAGGCCUCUGGUAGCCUUAAAGUCGCUCCUUGGAUUCUUGUCCCACCAGUUCCUGAGGGCACUGCAGCUCAUAUGAGAACAGGAAGAGUUCAUGAAGCUAAGCCAAACUUGUUCAACAACCCUGCAUUUGGUCCCAUCAUAAUUGAUGAUGACUUCAAGCACGCACUGCACAGUAAACUUCAAGCUUGCUUGUUCAUGGCUGAUGAGUCUAUAAAGGAAAAAUUACCUCGUAACCUGGGAGCUUACACUGAUCUCGUUCCUCUAGAAAUUUUAGAUCAACCAAGAGUAUCAGUUACAUUUGGCCUUCCUGGAGUCUGUUUUAAAGCAUGGUCUCCUCGAUUUAGUCGAUAUAUGCUUCUUCGACGCAUAAUUUUACCACCUGAUCAUGAAGCAGCUCUAUCAUCUGAUGCUUUUUAUUUAGCUAAACAACUAUCUGAUUUAAAUCAUUCUGCUAUUGUUGGAUUUCGGGAUGUAUUUUUCACUGAUGCAUUUGCUGAUAACUCGGUUAUCCUGGUUUAUGAAUACAUACCUUGUUCAUCAACUCUACAACAAAUUCAUAUGAGUGAUCCAUUGAAAUUAACUAGUUUUACUUCGCCUUUCAGUAUUGGUCGUACAGUGUUACCUCAUAGUGCCAUAAAAAGUGCUCCAUCUGAUCUCGGAAUGCCUCAUGAGUCUGUUAUGUGGUCAUAUUUAAUCCAAUUAACCAGUGGUUUGCGUUUUAUUCACCAAACAUUUCACCGAUCAUGUGGUAUACUGGAUCCUACUAAAGUGUUAUUACAAGAUGGACCGCGUUUGCGAAUCAAUUGUUUUGGUUUAAAGGAUAUUCUGUUCUACUCUGCACAAGAUACCAAUUUAGUAGAAAGUCAGGCAGCUGACUUUAUACAACUUGGCAAAUUAAUGAUAGGAGUUGCUUGUGGUACAGUUGCAGCUGUACAGGCUAGUCAACGGGCUUCUUCAUUCAACCUACUUCAGCGUGCAUAUCGACCAGAAUUAGUCACUCUUAUUCGAAGUUUAGUAUCAGGACAGAUAUCAGGAGCAGAUCAACUAAUGCGGGCUACUGCACCAUUUGCAUUCGAUCACUUAACAAGGUUAUAUGAUCAUUCAGAUCUCUUGGAAAGUCAAUUAUUAUUGGAACUGGAAUGUGACAGACUUUUCCGACUCAUCUGUAAACUUCAGUCUAUUGUGGAGCGUUGCGAUCAGGGUACUUCCCAGAAUGGUCUGAAACAGGUGAUCGUUAUAUGUUGAAAUUAUUUCGAGAUUUCGUAUUUCACCAAUCUGAUCCUCUUGGUGCUCCAUACUUAGAUCUUGCACAUAUUAUUACUACAUUGAACAAGGUUGAAGCUGCUUCACCCGAACGUCUUUGUCUAGUCAGCCGUGAUAGUCAAAAUGUGAUUAUUGUCACCUAUGCAGAUAUUAAACAAUGGUUAGAUACAAGCUUUUCUUAUCUAGUGGAUAAACAUCGUCAGAGUCAAUGUGAACUACAAUUGACACGUCAACGAAAUGCUCGCCAACAACAACAGGAGAUCUCCAAUCCUGGAAGUCAACAAUGACUGGAGUAACCAUAAUUAUGAUUUCGUAAUUUUGGGCCAUACAAUCAUGCUCGGGGGCGAUGCAUAUGACAUUACGUUCGAUAUAUAAUAUCACUUAUAUGUCCGUCUUCCGUUCUUUACACUUGUGAAGCCUUGUGUCUAACAUUUUUCUCUAUUCUUCUAUCUAUCUAUUUACAUGUGUGGUAUCAUUUCUGCAGUAAAUUAGAAUGAUAUAUUUCUUUAUUCUGUCGAAACUCCAGAGUGCUAUUUUUUGUUUCCCAAGGAAAACUUCCUUCUCUACAUCAUCGGUUGUUAGCCCCUGCUCUCUUCACUCCUAUUUCAUCUACUGAAUUCAUCAAUGAAUAUUUGUUUGCGACAAUGCAUGUAGUAUUAAUUUCUUGAAAGAUUGUUCACAUCAUCAUUGCUGUUAUUUCAACUGUUAUUGUAUACUUGUAUGCUGUUGUUUAUCUAGAGUAAAUGACCUGUAUAUUCGUAUAUUGGUAAGAAUGGUAAGACUGGCAAUCGCUAAAUAUCACUCAGACUUUAUUGAGUUUUUAAUGGAACUGAUUUUUUGUUGGUUAGUUGUUGUAUUACAUUGUUACUUUUCUCUCUCUUUGUACCUUUUCUUUUUUAAAAAUUGCUCUGUUUGUAAAUGAAAUCUUCACUUAUCGAUCAUAAAUUAUUCUUGUUUCGCAUUUCUAUUUACUAUUAUUAUUAGUUCUGCUACUGUUUUUUUACAGUUCUCUUUAGUGCAAGAGUAUUUCUAAUAACUUGGACAAAAGCAAUUACAAAACGAUGAUGAUGUAUGUGUACUUAUUGUUUCUAUGUAUGUAUUUUGUCAGUUAUUCUCUUAUCUUGCUAUAUAUGUAUUGAUACAAUAUCAGUCCGUUUCAAUUAUCUCGGCUAUGUUUAUGUUUUUCUGCGAACUGAAUGUAGAACAGACAAAGAGAGAAAGAGAUAUACAUUCGUUCAUUACGAUGAAAUAGUAUUUCCAAUAAAAAAAAGAAAGAAUCAUAAUUUAAAUAGCAGACAAAAGAUGAAAUGCUUCCACUUCUCUUCACUUUUUUCCCGAUUCUUUACUUUUAUACUUUUAUUUUUCACGAAAUUUUUUUCCAGUCUGUCUUAUAUUCCUUUCUGUUUCAAUUCUUUCCUUCGAAAAGACCUGAUUAUUUUUGAAUUGUCAUUACUGUUGUGUAGGUCGGAUGAUAUUUUUGUCUUUUCCUUUUUUUUGUAAAAUUGUAUUUAUCAUCAGUAAAAUAUUUCAUCCUUCAAUUAAAUGUUUAUUUAAUCAUACUGAGUAAAUAUUUAUUCAAUAAACCGGAUUAAAUACCAUAAAAGCGUAUAGAAACUAUGCCGCUGUUCUCUCUUCUGUUACUGUGGGCUUGUUAAUCGGUUGAAAUGAUCUUAUAUUGAUUAUUCUUCUUAUGUCAGGCUUUUAUAACAGUUUUGUUGAUAUUCAUAAUCAAACAUCUCAGAA
Messenger RNA from Schistosoma mattheei, 4202 nucleotides. Lineage: Eukaryota; Metazoa; Platyhelminthes; Trematoda; Strigeidida; Schistosomatidae. The record is from the annotation of a GenBank genome assembly.